Messenger RNA from Magallana angulata, 1863 nucleotides. RefSeq names its product nucleolar protein 58-like. Lineage: Eukaryota; Metazoa; Mollusca; Bivalvia; Ostreida; Ostreidae. The record is from RefSeq and is a predicted model, not a curated record. Gene Ontology annotation, molecular function: snoRNA binding. Gene Ontology annotation, cellular component: small-subunit processome; box C/D methylation guide snoRNP complex. Bases 112 to 1656 code for a protein of 514 amino acids. The transcript has 14 exons.
CCGCAAUUAAAUCGGGAUCGAUAGUCAACAUUUUCUGAAAUGCGCAAGCGCAGUAGAAGGAAAGGAACCUCGUGGUGUUGAUGUGCGAGGAGAUCAUUUUAUGAAAACAAAAUGUUGGUAUUAUUUGAAACAGCAGCCGGUUAUGCGGUGUUUAAACUGCUGGAUGAAAAGAAAUUAAAGAAAACAGAAAAUUUGUAUCUAGAUUUUGAAUCAGCAGAAAAGGCUAAUCAAUUAUUGAAAAUGAAGCAUUUCAAAAAGUUCCAAGACACAACUGAAGCCCUUGCAGCUGCCACGGCCACUGUUGAGGGCAAGAUGAGUAAACCUUUGAAGAAACUCAUGAAGAAGGUCAUAGCAUCAGAUGCCCAGGAAGAAUUGGCAGUUUCUGAUGCUAAGCUGGGGAACGUUAUAAAGGAAAAGUUUAAUAUCAGUUGUGUCUCAAACUCUGCUAUUCAUGAGCUGAUGAGAGGAAUCAGAUCCCAGAUGGACAGUCUUAUAACAGGCCUGCCACAGAAAGAAAUGGCAGCCAUGGCACUAGGAUUAGCACACAGUCUAUCUCGAUACAAACUGAAGUUCAGUCCAGACAAAGUUGACACUAUGAUUGUUCAAGCUAUAUCAUUAUUAGAUGAUCUUGACAAAGAGCUGAACAAUUACAUAAUGAGAACCAGGGAAUGGUAUGGUUGGCACUUUCCAGAGCUCACAAAGAUCAUUGGAGACAACCUAGCGUAUGCCAAAUCUGUCAAGAAAAUGGGUUACAGAACAAAUGCAGUUAACACAGACCUCUCGGACAUCCUACCGGAGGACAUAGAACAGGAAGUGAAACAGGCAGCAGAAAUCUCCAUGGGAACAGAAAUCUCAGAGGAAGACAUUUUGAAUAUCACAUACCUCUGUGAUCAAGUCAUAGAGAUAACUGAGUACAGACAGCAACUGUACGAGUAUGUGAAAAACAGGAUGAUGGCUGUGGCGCCCAACCUAACCGUCUUGGUAGGAGAGCUGGUGGGAGCUCGACUUAUAGCUCAUGCAGGCUCCCUGCUGAAUUUGGCUAAGCACCCUUCCUCCACAGUUCAGAUUCUUGGGGCAGAAAAAGCUCUAUUCAGAGCCCUGAAAACCAAGCAUGACACCCCAAAGUAUGGUCUCAUUUACCAUGCCUCUUUGGUCGGGCAGGCCAAUCAAAAACUCAAGGGAAAGAUGUCCAGAAUGCUUGCUGCUAAAGCUGCCCUUGCGAUUCGUGUUGAUGCCUUAGGAGAAGACACUAAUGUUGAGCUAGGAAUGGAGCACAGAGCCAUGUUGGAAAAACGCAUGAGAUCAUUAGAGGAGGGAAAGGCAAGAAAAAGCACAGGAAGUGGAAAAACUCCUGUAAAAUUUGAGAAGUAUUACAACAAAAGUGAAGUAAAAACAUAUGACACAGCAUUUGACUCAACUUUGCCAAGUGCCUCUAAGAAACGAAAAUUUGAGGAGAAUGGGGAUUUGGAAGAUGUAAAGCCUAAGGUUGCCAAAGUGGAAGAAGGUGGUGAUGCCCCAAGCUCAGAGAAAAAGAAGAAGAAGAAGAAGGAAAAGAGGAAGAGUGAAGAACCAUUGGAGGAAGUUCUGCCAUCUGGAGACUCAGAAAAGAAGAAGAAGAAAAAGAAGAAAAUUAAAGAAGAACCAGAUAGUGACUGAUGAUGUCAUAAUGACAUCAUGUGAUCAACCAUUUUAUCAUGUGUUCAUCUUGUUGAGUUUUAUAGACUGGUCAGAAUGUUAAAGGAAGAGAGAGAGAGAGGUGGAGAAUGUGCCGGUUGUAUUCAGAGUCAUCUAUGUCAACUUUGUUAAGGAUAAUUUGUUAUAUUUUACCUCCAGUAAAUAGACUGAUUGUAUUCAUAUACCCAA